Messenger RNA from Tarenaya hassleriana, 1009 nucleotides. Its product is annotated as transcription factor bHLH117. Gene Ontology annotation, molecular function: protein dimerization activity; DNA-binding transcription factor activity. The record is from RefSeq and is a predicted model, not a curated record. The coding region runs from base 17 to 874 and encodes 285 amino acids. Gene Ontology annotation, biological process: regulation of DNA-templated transcription. Lineage: Eukaryota; Viridiplantae; Streptophyta; Magnoliopsida; Brassicales; Cleomaceae. The transcript has a single exon.
CUCUCUUCUCUGAGCCAUGAAAAUCGAGGCAGGUUAUGAGUUGGACUCAGUGUCCGGGUUCCCGCCGAUUCCGUCGGAGUUUGAUGCAGUGGAGGAUCCCGGCAACUAUCCCUUCACCUCCGCCAUUAAUCCUCUCGAGGCUUUGGUUCCUUUUCCUCAUUCCGAUUUCUCUCCCUCCGCCUUCGCUUUCUCCGACCUCGACAUUCUCCGUCUCCAACCUUGUCUCCGCGAUUCCAUCCUCCUCGACUCUCCUCUGUCUCUGAUCAACCGCCACCUCGCCGAGUCGAUUCAGCUUGACCAGCUCUUCCAUGGCGCCGGCCUCCCCGACCCGGCCACGUCGCCAUUUCUCCACAUGCCGAACCUCCACGCCGUCGAUCAGACAACGCUGUUCUCAUGCUUUCCUCCGGCUUUACCAGGAGUUCAUGACGAGAAACGCCGUCGUUUCACCGUGGAUGUACCUCCGCCGCCGCCGCCGCCGCCGGUUGGCUUCACGAUCUCGCCGUCGUCAGCCUCCGGAACUCCAGCGUCGACGACUCAGAACAAUACGGCUCGGGACAGGCGGAGGAAGAUCGCGGAGAAGACUCGGUCGCUGGAGAAGCUGAUGCCAUGGGAGAAGAAGAUGGACAGAGCUACGCUGCUGGAAGAAGCUCACAAGUACAUAAAGUUUCUCCAAGCUCAGAUCGCCGUUCUCCGGUGGAUGCCUCUUGAGGCGGUCUUCUCCGGCGCCGGCGGAUUGAACCGGCAGCAGGUUCUGCAGGUGAUGGCGAGCUCGUCGCGAGUUCAGACAACGCUCUACACGCGCGGCUGCUGCGUCUUCUCACGCGAGCAGUUGCUUUCGCUGAACAUGACGUCUCCGUCCACCAGGAAUCUCUGAUCACGGCGGCGCUUGUGUCCCACGCGCCAUGAACAUCCGUACAGUUUUCCUUUGUUUUGUUUUUUUGUUUGGAUUUUCAGUACUUACAAAAAAGGUUACAUGCGGUAGGAAAAUUUUAACGGUGCGGCAACUAAA